UGCGUUAACAGGGAGAACAUGCAAAUGGUGCUUAUGGAAUUUACAGCAAUUCAAAAACAACCUGCAACUGCUGGAGUGGAAACAAAAACUACAGAUAUUGGAUGUCAUUUCAAUUCAGCGUGUGGUGGGAUACGCAUCCAUUUCUGAUUUUGAGAACAGGAAAAGAGAGAGAACUGCUCCUGUUAUCCUUUAUGAAGUAAUUUUUCAUCAGCAAAAUUCUCAAUCACCGCUUGGUUGAAUAGGAUCCGGGAUGCAAAUCAACACAAACCGGUCUGAAAAGGUACUCUUAAAGGAUGUCUUCACGGCACAUGGCAAAGGAUGCUAUGGUACAAUACGGAAACGACCCAACUCUGUACCAUAUAGACUCGGCCUCCCAGACGUCUCCUUGAGGAAUCCGCCCUUCCACUUAAACCUCUGGUUGUACUUCACCAUGCAGAACUGGCUGCUUUACUGUGGAAGGGCAAUUGUCAUAAUUAUGUGUCCAGUGGAGUGGUGUCCUCCGAACAGGCCCAGUCCUGCAGACUACAUCCACCUGGCCUCCAACCUCCUCACUGCUCUGCUGCUACUAAAGAUCACCCAGCGGAGCCCCAAGAUGCUGCCCCACUCUGCCAUGCAACUGAGCAUCAUCAUCUUUGCCAUGGGAACCAGCAUGCACCUGGUGGGUGACUCUAUCACCCAGCGCCUCAUCCUCAGUGGGUACCAGCCACACCUGCCCUUGCGGGAGAACCCUAUCAUCCAGAACGUCACGCCCAAAACACUGAUUUACUCUUUUGAACUUGUGUCUUACUAUGACGAGGGCCUUGGUCAUGUCAUGUGGGGAGUCCCCUUCCUCCUCAUCCUCUUCCUGUACUUCACCGGCUGCUUCACACACAGCGAGGAGGAGAGAAGCAUGCCGUACUCAGCCUGGCUACUUCUUGGGCCUAGUGCUCUCUUUUACUGGUGCGUGAUAACCGAGGGGCAGAUCUUUAUUCUCUUCACCUUCACUCUGUUCGCCAUGGCGGCCAUGGUGGUGCAGCAGAGACACAGAGGCUUCGGCCUCAACAGCAACGGGCUCUUCCUGCUCUCCAGCUUCUCCGUGGCCAUGGCUCUGGUGGUGCUGUGGGUGGCCUUCCUCUGGCAUGACCCUGUCCUGCGCAAGAGGUACCCUGGGGUCAUGUACGUGCCCAGGCCACGGGCCUUCUACACUCUCCACAUCCUAAAGACACACCAGCCUCACGGGUACCCCAGCUCUCAGGGCUGAUGCUGCGCAUCCUCCCCCCUUCCCCAGUUACCCCAGGGCACCCGAGAGGUCCACACCCGUGCCCCAUUUACCCCAGGGGCCUCAGAGAAAGUGACUGGUGGAGGGCAGGCUGUCAGGAGCCUCUGCAGUCUUCAUGACCACAGUACAUGCCCACAAUGGCCCAUAAUGACCCAAAGCCCAUAAUGACAGGGCAGCUCCUCCCCUGAAAGGUUUUAAUACUGAACAUUCCUCAGACUGAGAGACAGCAAUGCCCAACAGAUCUGCUGAAGAUGAGUGAAUCUGAGCAAAAAAGAAAGAGCAUCUGUGUGUGUGUGUACGUGUGUCUGUGUGUGUGUAUGAAUGUGUGUCUGUGCCCUUUGAAUGGUUUCAGCACCCUUGUACCCUCUGCAUACUUCUGCUGCAUCAUGGACCUGCAUUGCUGAUCCUUGUGUGAUCCUGAGCUCUUCCAUGCUGUUCCUGUGUCCAGAGUAUUGUUGAUACUUGCCGUGCUGUAGAGGUUUGCACUCCCGCGGUAGACCCGCAGGUCCUGACUCAAAUGAGUGCGGCGCGGGACAACUUUUGAAAUCUCUUUGCGGGAGCGGGUGGGAUGAGAGAGGUGCGUUCGCAGGUGCGUGACAAACCGAUGAUUCACUGCACUCCCGCAAAUUAAAUAUGUGCGUAA
Messenger RNA from Alosa alosa (allis shad), 1901 nucleotides. Its product is annotated as ceroid-lipofuscinosis neuronal protein 6-like. The record is from RefSeq and is a predicted model, not a curated record. The transcript is spliced from 7 exons. NCBI's taxonomy places the organism in Eukaryota, Metazoa, Chordata, Actinopteri, Clupeiformes, Clupeidae. The coding region runs from base 251 to 1240 and encodes 329 amino acids.